This is a messenger RNA of Monoraphidium neglectum, 1440 nucleotides long. Its product is annotated as Clusterin-associated protein 1. Gene Ontology annotation, biological process: cilium assembly. The record is from RefSeq and is a predicted model, not a curated record. The coding region runs from base 1 to 1440 and encodes 479 amino acids. NCBI's taxonomy places the organism in Eukaryota, Viridiplantae, Chlorophyta, Chlorophyceae, Sphaeropleales, Selenastraceae. The transcript is spliced from 7 exons. Gene Ontology annotation, cellular component: cilium; intraciliary transport particle B; centrosome.
AUGAAGACGCUGGGCUACCCCCGGCUGAUCUCCCUGGACAAUUUCCGCACCCCGAAUUUCGAGCUGGUGGCCGACUGCAUCCACUGGCUGGUGCACCGGUUCUACCCAGAGAGCACCAUCCCCGGUGACAUUGCGACAGAGGCAGAGCGCGUCGCCUUCCUGCAGGGCGUCGCGCAGGCGAGCGCCGCUGCGGCCGGCCCUGGAAGUGCCCGCGCCAUGCUGCGCCGCACGUCGCUCUGUUUGGACGCAUGCAGGGAGAAGAUGCACCGAGCGCUGGGGGCUGUGCUUGGCCGCAUCAUGCUGACCAAGGCGCGCAUGAAGCUCAACAUCAAGCGGCUGUACGCGGCAGACGGCCAGGCGGUGCGGGAGCUGUUGAAGCUGGCCAGCCUGCUGUGCAAGGCCACGCAGUCGGCGGAGCAGGAGGGCGAGGACGCCGCCGACGCAGGCGACAUGUCUGCCGCCCUGCGCGCCUUCGACCCUCGCGCCGCCAAGGCCCUCGCCGCCGACAUGGCGCGCGCGGGCGCCGCGCUGCACGCAGCGCUCGCGGCCGAGCCCGCGCUGCGUGUGGCGCGCGCGCGCGCGCUGGCAGGGGCGCAGGACUCCGAACACGUUGAGCGCUGCAUCGCUGAGGCGGCGGCCGGCGUUGACGAGGCGCUCGGCAGCGCACGGGCCCAGGCGAGCUCGAUCUCAGAGCUGGCGGCCGCCGAGGCUGCGCUCGACGCAAAGCUGGAGCGGCGGCGCGCGGAGCUCGAGCGCGCGGAGAAGCGGCUGGCGACGCUGGCUGCUGUGCGGCCGGCCUACAUGGAUGAGUACGAGGCACUGGAGGGGCAGCUGCAGGUCCUGUACACGCACUACCUGGAGCGCCACCGCAACCUGCAGUACCUUGAGGCGCGCCUGGAGGGCUACCACCGCGCGGAGGCGGACGCCAUGGACGCGCAGGACAGGCGGCUGAGGAAGAUGCAGAAGCGGCUCGCGGAUGAGGAGCUGCGCAUUCUGCGCGGGGAGCAGCAGGUUGACGAGGGCCGGGCCGGCGCCGCGGCCUCGACGCCCUCAGAUUCUGGCAGCAGCAGCGACGGCGACGGCGGCGGCCGCCGUCCCGACCAGCGCGGCGCUGGCGAGUUCGGCGCGGCGCGCGGGAUGGGCCUGGGCGCCCCAGUUGCUGCGGCCCCCGCGGUGGUGGGCACGCUUGCGGGCGGCGGCGGUUGGGGCGACGACGACGACGAGGCGAGCAUCGACGAAGACACAGCGACAGACGGCCGCGACGUCUCGUUAGCUGGGUCUGGCUCGGACUCAGGCGCUGCCGCCGGCAGCUUGGGCCCCGGCGGGGGCCUGCAGGGCGGCGGCAACGGGGCUGGGGAGUUUCCUUAUGGCGGCGGGGAUGAAGGGGACGGGGAUGAUGGGGGCCUGCUGGGCGGCGACAGCGAGGACUCUGGUUUCUGA